This is a messenger RNA of Fopius arisanus, 5862 nucleotides long. It is a transcript of the gene Gprk2, whose product is annotated as G protein-coupled receptor kinase 2. The transcript is spliced from 8 exons. The record is from RefSeq and is a predicted model, not a curated record. The coding region runs from base 1290 to 3062 and encodes 590 amino acids. NCBI's taxonomy places the organism in Eukaryota, Metazoa, Arthropoda, Insecta, Hymenoptera, Braconidae. Gene Ontology annotation, molecular function: G protein-coupled receptor kinase activity; ATP binding. Gene Ontology annotation, cellular component: cytoplasm. Gene Ontology annotation, biological process: protein phosphorylation; signal transduction; regulation of signal transduction.
ACCAGUGCACGGGCUUUAGCCAAAAGGUACGCCGGAGAGUGAAACAGAACCCCCUCUCACCCAAACUCUCGACAAAAAAAAUUCAACCCCUGCGUUACCUUGUCUCCACACUCUCCACCUCUUACCCCACAAUCCACGGAGACCAAAAGAAAAAAAGAAAAGCCUCGAAAAGAAAAAUCGAAAAUUCCCCAAAACGGAGAAAGAAAGAAUUGAGAAAAAGCCGCCUUCUCUCAUAAUCCCGGUGCGAUAAUGACCCCGCAUUCUCAAUUACGUGUACCCCGACGUCAUCGGUAAAUCAUUAAAAUCAAUUCAAAAGCGUUAAAAGUAGAGGUGAAAAGGAAGUAAGCUUUUUCCAGUGGCAUCGGCAUUUAUGUGUGUACCUGUGUACGAUAUUUGCGGAGCAUCCCCGAGGCUUUGGGUAUCUCCCACCGUGUGACGAGAGUAGUGAUGAGCCGAGGGUUUUCAUCGUGGUGAUAGGAGUGAUAAUUUUCCUCUACCCCUCACCCACUUGGAAUCAAACCACCUCCCCGAUUCAAUUGGAAAGAGUAAAUUUUUCUCGCCCCUCGGUGUGUGUUUGUUUGUUUGUCGGUGAAAUACAAGUGUCUGUGUGUGUCGGCCAUUGCUUCUCGCUUCCUACCGGACCGAGGAAAGCGAGGACUUGGAGGCGCGCUCUCAACGUGUGUCAACUCAAGUUUUUCCCAUCGAGCUCACGACUUUUCCAACUCCACCAUACCUCCAGCAAGUCUCAUCGACAGUUAUCUUGCCAUUUUCACGAGCCCAUGUGCAAGUGUUGUACGAGAAUCAAGUGAAAACGUAUCUCCCCUCUUUUGCCUCUGUGCAUGUGUUUACGGCGUGGAUUAUGGAGGAAUAAUGUAACCGGGUGGUUGUGAGGAAUAUUUGAAACGAUUGCGAGGAGAGGAUUUGUGCAGAGGAAACAACUUUGGCUGCUGGAGGGGGUGCUGAAGUAACUUUGAAAUCUGGGGAAAGUUAUUUGGAAAACAAUUGGAUAUUUUUCUUGUUUGCACAAAGUUGCUGAUAAGGAGGGGAGAGGCUUUGGAAUAAUACUUUGAGAUUGGUAAAAAAAGUGGUGGAAGGAGUGAGGGGGUUUUGGUGGCCCCGUUGGUCGCAGAUGGGAGCUGGUCUUGCAGAAUACCCCUGGGUAAUACCCGCAGUUGGACAUUGGUUUUUUGGUAAUAAAGCCGGGGAAAGGAUCAGCACACGUCCACACCCACGACGCAAAGGUCAUUCUCACAUAAUCAAGCCGAUUAAACUCGAUCAAGCUGGAAUUGAUGGAGUUGGAGAAUAUCGUAGCCAACACUGUUUACCUCAAAGCGAGAGAAGGUGGUGGUGACAGCAACAAGGGGAAGAGUAAGAAAUGGCGGAAGAUCCUGCAAUUUCCCCACAUAUCACAGUGCAUCGGCCUAAAAGAUAAGCUCGACAUAAGGUACGGCUAUUUGGUUGAUCAGCAGCCAAUAGGACGGCUAUUAUUUCGUCAAUUCUGCCAGGACCGCAAGCCAUCGUACCACCGUUACAAUUUAUUCCUCGAUGCCAUUGAAAAAUAUGAGAUUGAGCUCGACGAAAAUCGUACCGAACUCGCAAAAGUGCUGUUUGAUCAGUACCUGAAGAGUGAGGGAUCGGAGGUUGUCGACAUUCUCAAUGACUCAGUGAUAUCACAGUGUGAGGAACGUCUCGGUACUGGUGGCAAAGAGUUAUUCACCGAGGUCCAGCAGACUGUUAAAAAUUUCCUAGCUGGUGAACCAUUCUCCCAGUUUCUCACGAGUUUCUACUUCUACAGGUACCUACAAUGGAAAUGGCUAGAAGCCCAGCCAGUGACGUACAAGACCUUCAGGAUGUAUCGUGUCCUUGGAAAAGGCGGUUUCGGCGAGGUGUGUGCCUGUCAAGUGCGGGCAACGGGUAAAAUGUAUGCCUGCAAGAAACUCGAGAAAAAACGAAUAAAGAAGAGAAAGGGCGAGGCCAUGGUGCUGAUAGAAAAAAAUAUACUCCAGAAGAUAAAUUCAAAAUUCGUUGUUUCCCUGGCUUACGCGUACGAGACAAAGGAUGCACUGUGUUUAGUAUUGACGAUAAUGAACGGUGGUGAUUUGAAAUUUCAUAUUUACAAUAUGGGGGGUGAGCCGGGCUUUGAUAUUAAUCGUGCAAGAUUUUAUGCCGCUGAGGUUGUAUGUGGACUUGAGCAUUUACAUCAGCAGGGAAUUGUUUAUCGUGAUUGCAAGCCGGAGAAUAUUUUACUGGAUGAUCAUGGUCAUGUGAGAAUAUCGGAUUUGGGUCUUGCUGUGGAAAUACUCGAGGGUGAUAUGGUUAGGGGAAGAGUUGGUACUGUUGGCUACAUGGCACCAGAAGUUAUUGAUAAUGAGAAGUACACUUUUUCACCUGACUGGUUCAGCUUUGGUUGCUUACUCUAUGAGAUGAUCGAGGGACAGGCGCCCUUUCGCGCUAGGAAGGAGAAGGUCAAGAGGGAGGAGGUCGAUAGACGAGUUAAGGAGGAUCAGGAGAAGUACUCGGCUAAGUUCAGUGAAGAGGCCAAGACUCUGUGCCAACAGUUACUUAAGAAAAAUCCGAAACAUCGAUUGGGAUGCAAGUGCGGUAGGCAUGGGGCUAAGGAGGUGAAACUGCAGAGCUUCUUUCAGUGUUUGAAUUGGAAGAGGGUGGAGGCCGGUAUGUGGGAACCACCGUUUGUACCGGAUCCUCACGCUGUUUACGCUAAGGACGUCCUGGAUAUUGAACAAUUCUCCACCGUCAAAGGUGUGAAUCUCGAUGCCAGUGAUGACACUUUCUACAGUAAAUUCAAUACCGGGAGUGUCUCGAUUCCUUGGCAGACUGAGAUGAUUGAAACGGAGUGCUUCAAGGAGCUCAAUUUCCUGGGACCCAACAGCACACCGACACCUGAUUUAUUGGUGAAUUAUCCGCCGGUUAAUAAUGAGAGUCGAGGCUGUUUUCCUUUUAGAAGAAAGAAGCAAAGCGCAAGAACACGUGAAAUUCCAUUAUCCGAGUGUCAUCUGCUUGAACUGUCACAGAGCCAAAGUUCCGAGAUGCCGGCCAGCUGAUCCAGGAUUAAUUCGGGAAAUCCGAGUACACCGACUAAACGGUCGGACGGUCCCUCGAGAUGCUGCAUCUGAGUUGAGAAUUCAAUUAAACAAGAGGAGCAUGUCAAGAGAAAAAAUGGCGAAUUGAGCAAGCCGAAUGGCUGAACAGGACGGAAAUAAGAAUGCAUUGAAUUGAAUGGAAAACGUAACGGAAAAAAAAUUAAUAAAAAAUGGUGUCUCGAUGGACAAAAGACAUCGGUCGACGUCCUGUGACGGUACACCGAGAAAAAUGCAAGUGAAUCCCUCGGUUGUUACGUAAGCACAUUCUUGGGACGCACACUAUUAUUAAAAAUACACACAGAUGGUUCAAAUGAAUGAUGCACACGAACAUUGAAAAAAAAAAAAUGAUAAUACACAACCGAAUAUGGGAGACGAACGUUCCAGCCAUUUGACGCACGUACAAAUACAACUCAACGCACUCAUCUCAAUACAAUAUCUUUCUCUCAGCUCUUUAUUAUUUUUUUCUUUCAAUUUCAACUCAAUACGUCGUUGAAGAUCUGGAAAACUCGUUGAAGCAUUUAAUUUAUCGUGUCAUUAAUUUUUAUCUUCAUUCUCAUGAUGGAAACAAAGUGAGUUUAAUGUGCAUUACGAAUCUCUUGUCCCUGAUCUGUUGGGGAAAAAUCGUGUGGUCUGAUGAAUCAAAGGUCUGAACAAAAUAAUAACUUAAUAGUAGUCAUUUGCAAUUUUUUCAUUAGAUUAUAGGUAAAAUAACGUCGAACAAUAGACGUUUCAUGUGGAGUCAAUAAUGUUUAAAAACACUGGGCAAUUCUAAUUAAUUUUUACUCUACUCUAUUAUCGUUUUGUAGAGGUGGCUUUCCGAUUUAUAUUUAUUGAAUAUAGGUGAUAACAGCGACGAGUACUUCAUUGAACAGCAAUGAUGAUUAACUCGGUGGUCGAUUCAGUGUUUUUACGUUUUAAAUGCUGGGAAAAUUGAGGAAGAAUAAUGAUAAAAUGCCAAACGUGCUGAUGUGAUCGUGCUCAACAAGUGGAAUUGAGGGCACGUGUCAUUAACACAUGUCAGAUCUCGUUUUUUUUUUUCUUUAAUUACUGGAAUUGCCGGGGGGUGGAACAAUCAAGCUUAGGUAUCGGUGCAUAACAAGAAAUCGAUGACAGAAAACUGAUGGGAAGAAAUAGUUGAUUAAAAAAUUUAGUGCAAUUUGUUUCAUUCAUUCGUUUCAUCCUUUCUUUUUUUUUCUACUUUCGUCCAUUAUUUUUCAAUUGCGGACUUGACAACGAAUAGUUUGUUGGUAGAUUAGUUUCGCAAGCGUCACGAGGAGCAAAAUAAAAAGCAUAACUUGCUGUCGUGGAACGAAUGAGAUUUCGUUAUAUUUUAGAUUUUUUUACACGAGGGACAUCCGGUUUAAUUUGUAAAUUUGUAUCUCGUAAGUAUUUCUCACGAGAGGUAGACGAAAAACUUUUAUCAUUCCAGAAAUCAUUAUUUUCACACUUCAUUUAUCCAUUUCUGGCUGUCGUAUUUACGUGUCUUGUCGACGUAUGACUGGUCCCGCGAAUAAUUUUCGCAAAUUAUAAUGAAUUGUUUUCCAUCCUUCUUUUUCUAUUAUUCAAUACUUUCGAUAAAUUAAGUACAAUGUUGGUGUAAGCCGUUAGAUGUGUAAAAUAAUACUUAUUUAUAUAUUAUACAUAACUAGGUGAUAACUAUGAUGGGAAUGAGACAAAGUAGUCGUAAGAGGAGAGAAAACUCAUGAUGACGGUAUAAUGUGACAACUCUUAUAGCCGUCCUAGAUAUUCAACAAAUUUUACGUUAUCUAUUCAUCCUCGCGUACGUUAUUGAUUGAUAAAACAUCAUUUCUUAUUUGUAAAUACGAGAAAUCAUUGACGUGAUUGAUUUGAUGGCAUUUUUCACCGGUUUUGGAGGAGUGGUAUUAUCCUGAGGAUGUGGGUGAAGUGGAUAUGAGUUGCGGUGACGUUAAUUUUUUUUUUAUUUCAUUGAUAGAAUUUUUCAUAUUACGAGACAGGAGGUCUAGGAAAAAUUGAAUUGCUGUCAUUUCACUAGCCAAUAAAAUGAGUUUUCAAACCGAUGGAUUAAACACAACAAAUAGCUUUACCACAAUUUUUUGCCAUUUUUAUUUAAAUAAUAGAGAGAAUAACGUCAGAAAUUUAAUGUUUUACGGGGAGUUUAUGAAAUGCUAAUGAAAUAAUACUCAUUACACCAAUGAAUUCAAAUUGUGUUUCGCGUGAAAAGAAUUGACUUCAGGAAGAAAUCAAAAGUCAUGUGCAAAGAGAAGAAAAUUCUAGUGCAGGGGAUUCCAUAAUCGAGAAUUCAGUAGCGAAGAGGUAAAAUGGUUGAACCAGUUUUGACUGUUGACCAGUUUACAAUAAAUAUCUUAUGAUCUAAAGUAGAUAGUGAACAUUUCGUAAAGAUCGUUUUGGUAGGUCUUAAUUCGAUCUAUCGGAUUUCGAGAUUUGGAAAUAUUCGCUACUGAAUUCUCCACGAAAAAAUACAAAACGGCCUCUAAUGCUUCAGAUAUUUUCCGUUUUAAUGAAAAAGUCAUUAGAAAUUUGAUCGAACUCAAUCAUACCCUUGAUAGUCUCUCCAUCGAAUUAAUUGUAACGCCUAACGGAUUUUUCGCAGGCCUAUUGAAAUUAUCAAUUUUCAUUGAAUUCGAUGAGCACAAGUUGGAAAUUCAAAGCCAGCCAACGGCUUAUGCUGAUAAUUCGCCGAAUAAGAGCCGAAUUUUCACAGUGACUGACGUUACCCCACACAAUUUUCUCCUACAUCAAGACACUAGUCAUCAAAAUA